AUGAAGUUCACCAAAGCAUGGGAUAAGACGAAGAAUUAUUUAGGAGAUCUUUACGAUAUCCUAGAUGACAAAGUUCGAAUCUUCUUACAACUAUGCCGAUUGACAGAGAUCCAGUUGAGUCAAUGCUGGGCUGUCUUUCCCGAGAUGCUUUCUGGCAGAGCAGAAACUUAUUACAUGCACCACGUCAAUCCUGAUGCAUCAUUUGCACAGAUGUAUUGGGCAAUAAAGAGCUACUUUGACACGGAGUCAAAUCACGCUCUCUACUACCAGGAUUGGACGUCAAUCACCCUGGUCGACGUGCGUUGUGAGAACACAGGGAAGACACUGCCAGAAGCAGUAGAAAUCUUAGUAGAAAAACUGCAUCUAUGCCAAUGUGCAUUGGGACCAUAUUAUAUAUCCCCUGAACAUCUUGUAUCAGCCAUCAUAAGAGCAUGUCAAGGAUCACCAGAAAUGAGCGAGGUCCUUAGUGAAUCAACAAUAAAGUUUGAAACACUGGUAUCACGACUUCGUGCAAAAGCUGCUAUUAUGCAAAAGAAGGAAGCAGCUAGAAGUACGUUGGAAAAACCAGUUGAGGGAAUCGCCCGCCACCUUAGAGAUCAUGGCGAUGCUAAAACUGUCAAGAUAAUGGCUCUCAACAACAAAGUGACGGCCAAUGUUGGGUAUCGCCACGCUAAGGGCAAAGCCAAUGUCUCGGACAAGACAUAUCGCGCGUUUCUAAUGGACUUCGAAGCCAGUUAUAAUAUCACAUCGGACAGCGAGGAUGAGAAAGAAACCAAUAAUAAUGACGAGGAUGAAGCAACAGUGUACUUUAUGGUUGGAUAA
Messenger RNA from Talaromyces stipitatus ATCC 10500, 822 nucleotides. RefSeq lists its product as uncharacterized. The record is from RefSeq and is a predicted model, not a curated record. Lineage: Eukaryota; Fungi; Ascomycota; Eurotiomycetes; Eurotiales; Trichocomaceae. Bases 1 to 822 code for a protein of 273 amino acids. The transcript is spliced from 3 exons.